Molecule: messenger RNA, 873 nt
Organism: Candidula unifasciata
Lineage: Eukaryota; Metazoa; Mollusca; Gastropoda; Stylommatophora; Geomitridae
Source: the annotation of a GenBank genome assembly
AUGGUUAAGAUUCAUGUCAAGAGAGGAGAUGAAUCCCAGUUUUUAUAUGAGGCCUCCAUCGACACACCAGUUGCCGACAUCUUGAAGGAUUGUGCAACUAUCUAUAAUGGUCGCUUAAAGGUUGACAGAAUUUGUGGAGAAAUGCAGGAACUUGCCAAACAUGGCGUCUCACUCCCACCAAACAUGCAGGGGCUCACAGAUGAACAGAUUGAGGAGCUUAAACUGAAAGAUGAAUGGGGUGAAAAAUGUCAGCCUAGCGGAGGUGUGAAAUUUAACAAAGACAAAAUUGGUUGCAGAAAUGGACAAGCUCCAACACCUCAGAUGGCAGAAGUGCUGACAAAAACAAUAAAAGAGGCAAAGGAUAUGAUAUCAAAGAAAAAGGUAGAGAUGGAUGUUCAGGUGACACAGAAGACGGUCCAGGAUGCUCUGGACAUCUUGAGGGGUGCUGUCAUGAUUGUGUACCCAAUGGGGCUUCCACCUCACGACCCAAUCAGGGCAGAGUUUGAGAACACAGAGGACCUAUCAGGAAGGCAGGCUUCACUGGAAGUUAUAGAUAUUGACCAGGCUUCCAUGUGGUGGGCAGGCAAAGAGCUGUUGCCACACAAGAAACUGGGAGAUUUUGUUGGCAAGAAUGAGAAGACCAAAAUUGUGGCCAAAUUACAAAAGAGGGGCCAGGGUGCCCCAGCAAGAGAACCUGUGGUCAACCAGGAGGAGCAGAAGCAGAUGAUGGCAUACUAUUAUAAAAAGCAGGAAGAAUUCAAGAAACUGGAGAAAGAACAAGAGGAUACUUACAUGGACUCUGCCUGGGCAGAUACACACGAGCUCAAACGUCAAUUCCAGGGACUCAGCAAUAUUAAGUGGGGGCCUAGAUAA